GGGGAUCACUUGGAUAUGAGUGACUCGCUCACACCGGCGCAGCUCAGGCUGUUCCUCGGAAUCACUGCGUCUCUCACGCUUAUCCUCCUUGUCCAAACGGCAUGGGCUGGCAGUACCAAAGACCAAUUACAGACUCCUCCUUCUCAGAACAUACCUAUUGCUGACACUGCUUUGUACUUGUCUGAAGAUCAGCUAAAGCUCGCUCAUGUGCUUGACAGUAAAGGCACGUUUGGAGGCAUCUAUACUGCGCCAGCUGGUCGUUCUAUUGGUAAAGGAACGUCCUUCGUUUACAACUACUGCUCUAUGCCUCAUGUUUCUCCAGAGACAUACAGCUUGCCUGAGGCGAUACGUAACAGGUCUGUUGAUGCGCGCCUCGUGCUCGUUCAAGUGAUUCAACGUCACCAUAAACGCACACCGUACAACAUCCCUGAUGCAGGCGAGCCAGUAGACUGGCAUUGUGAUGACAUUUCGCUAUUUGGAGAUGGCGAUACAAACGAUGGCCAUGCUGCGCAUAUUUAUCAGCAGACCUACACCUCGCCUCUCAAUCCAUGGUCUGCACAAGUGCGUGGAACGUGUCAAUUCCCACAACUCACGGCGGGCGGUCUGCAAGAUGCUUUGCAACAUGGUCGAGAUUUAUCAGCUGUAUACAAACAACGGCUCGGCUUAUCAAAACCACCUGCACGAGGGGAUCUAGAUCAGCAAGAUGCCUUUUUCCGAUAUUCUCGAGCAGCGUUGACACAAGCGACUGCAUCGGGUGUGUUGGGUGGUUUCUAUGGAUCUAGUCCAGUCUCUGAGAUUCCCUUGUAUGCGCAAAACAACUUGGUUGAUUCACUGGAUGGAGGCUAUCCAUGUCCUGCAGUCUCACGUCUGAGAGAUGAAAUGGAAGCGUCUGAUGCUUGGCAAGCACAUCUCACACAAACAGCUACGUUACGCCAACGACUCGAAGCUGUCUUGCAAACGAAUGCUGGUCGUUGGCAGACAGAUUUUGAUCAUUAUGCGGAUUACUUUCAGGGUAAAACAUGUCAUGGCCAACCUUUACCCUGUCAUGCGCAAAACGCAUCUUUAUGCGUAUCGCAAGAAGAUGUCGAUUCAGUCUUUCGCCUUGGAGAUUGGGAAUGGGAUUAUACCUGGCGCACCUCAUCCACUGCACGGCAACACAUCACUGCAGCGCGUGGUGUAUUGAUUGCAGAGCUAUUGGGGUUGUUGGAACGUAAAAAAGCGGGUGAGACACAGAUACGGUAUGCGCAUGUCUUUGCACAUGAUGGUGAUUUGGGACCUCUACUCGGGUCGUUGGGAGUGCCGUCGGUGCGAUGGCCUGGAAUGGGGGCGGAGAUUGUGUUUGAGCUCUAUGAAACUACAGCAGGGGUAUUCAUGGUGCGUGUGCUGUAUGGUGGACAACCGAUCGAGUCGACGCAUGGAUCGCUAUCGUGGAUAGCACUGGAUGACUUUGCAAAGAUGUGGCGAGCGUAUGUACCCGAAGAUGCAAGAGCAGUAUGUAUUUGA
Molecule: messenger RNA, 1503 nt
Organism: Protomyces lactucae-debilis
Lineage: Eukaryota; Fungi; Ascomycota; Taphrinomycetes; Taphrinales; Protomycetaceae
Product: histidine phosphatase superfamily
Exons: 2
Coding region: 16-1503 (495 amino acids)
Biological process (GO): dephosphorylation
Molecular function (GO): phosphatase activity
Source: RefSeq, a predicted model, not a curated record